CUCCGUCCCCGAGGGCUCUCCAGCCGCCGCCGCAGCUGGGCUCUGGGCUCGCUGCCAGGCCCCAGGGGGGCGUGGGGCAGGUGUCCAGGCUGCGCGCAGCCUCUGCUCCCGGUGCCACUGCCGGCGCGCCCCGCACACGCACGCCCCGCAACCCCUCCCUCACUCCUCCCUUCUUCCCGGAUGCUCAGUCUCCGCCGGCCGCGGUCGCUGCAUCCUCGGCGGGCGGCGACAAGGAGGUAGCAAGGGGCGGCCGCCGGCAGAGGCACCAUGUGACGGGCACCGCUGAGUGACACGCAGCUUCGGUUAAAGAGCGGGCGUGCAGGAGGGGAGGCGACGGCACGCUGGACGCGGAGGAAUAGCCUGACUUUCCCAGCUAAACCGUCACGAGCCAUGGAUGCACAGGGGCGACGCGCCCCCCAAUAGGAGAAUGACUGCGAUUCGAGACCCUCGGCGGCCGAGCAUGUGGAUGUAAGUGCGAGGCUGGCGAGCACCGUGUGGGUGGGGGUUGGUGGUGGGGGGAGAUUCUGAUGCAAUCGGCCCCGAAAGGAGGAGAGACAGGAGAGCGCGGGCUGGGGCAGCCACGCCGCUCCGCCUGAAGGUCGCCGCCCUUCACCUUCCUCGGAAAUCCGUCACGCCACGCUGAGCCUCCCUGCCCAGACCUCACUGACGGAGGCCACCUUUCCUCCGCUGAGGCAGCCAGACCUUGACACAAAGGACAUCGCACGGCCGGGGGAAAAUCCCGGAAGGGCGGAUACCUUGACGUCUCCUUUUGCUACUUUUCCUUUAUUGCCCGAGAUAUUUAUCGAGUGCCUACUGUGUGCCAGGCACUAUAUCUAUGUGCGUAGAAAAAUCCUUGAAGGUUAUACUCCAAUAUAUAUACAGUGAUCAUCUCUGCUUGUUGAGAUAACAGGGGUGUGAACCUUAUAUUUUUGCUGCUAUCCACUUGUAAAUACACUCAGAAAAGGAGGAUUUGGACCACAGGUACUUUCUAAACAUGAUGCAUUUCAAAAGUGGACUCGAAUUAACUGAAUUGCAAAACAUGACAGUGCCCGAAGAUGAUAACAUUAGCAAUGAUUCCAAUGAUUUCACCGAGGUAGAAAAUGGUCAGAUAAAUAGCAAGUUUAUUUCUGAUCGUGAAAGUAGAAGGAGUCUCACGAACAGCCAUUUGGAAAAAAAGAAAUGUGAUGACUAUAUUCCAGGAACAACCUCCUUGGGCAUGUCUGUUUUUAACCUAAGCAACGCCAUUAUGGGCAGUGGGAUUUUGGGACUCGCCUUCGCCCUGGCAAAUACCGGAAUCCUCCUUUUUCUGGUACUUUUGACUUCAGUAACACUGCUGUCUAUAUAUUCAAUCAACCUUCUGUUGAUCUGUUCCAAGGAAACAGGCUGCAUGGUUUAUGAAAAGCUGGGAGAACAGGUCUUUGGCACCACAGGGAAACUUGUCAUCUUUGGAGCCACCUCCCUACAGAACACUGGAGCAAUGCUGAGCUACCUGUUCAUAGUAAAAAAUGAACUACCCUCUGCCAUAAAGUUUCUAAUGGGAAAGGAAGAGACAUUUUCAGCCUGGUACGUGGAUGGCCGCCUUCUGGUGGUGGUAGUUACCUUUGGCAUAAUUCUCCCUCUGUGUCUCUUGAAGAACUUAGGCUAUCUUGGCUAUACUAGUGGAUUUUCCUUGAGCUGUAUGGUUUUUUUCCUAAUUGUGGUUAUAUACAAGAAAUUUCAAAUUCCCUGCAUUGUUCCGGAGCUAAAUUCAACAAUAAGUGCUAAUUCAACAAAUGCUGACAUGUGUACACCAAAAUAUGUUACCUUCAAUUCAAAGACCGUGUAUGCUUUACCAACAAUUGCAUUCGCAUUUGUCUGCCACCCGUCUGUCCUGCCAAUUUACAGCGAGCUUAAAGAUCGAUCACAGAAAAAGAUGCAGAUGGUUUCAAAUAUCUCCUUUUUCGCCAUGUUUGUUAUGUAUUUCUUGACUGCCAUUUUUGGCUACUUGACAUUCUAUGAAAAUGUGCAUUCGGACCUCCUCCACAAGUAUCAGAGUAAAGAUGACAUCCUCAUCCUGACCGUGCGGCUGGCUGUCAUUGUCGCUGUCAUCCUCACGGUGCCGGUGUUAUUUUUCACGGUUCGUUCUUCUUUAUUUGAACUGGCUAAGAAAACAAAGUUUAAUUUAUGUCGUCAUGUCUUGGUGACCUUCAUACUGCUGGUUAUUAUCAACUUGUUGGUGAUCUUCAUACCCUCCAUGAAGGAUAUUUUUGGAGUCGUAGGAGUUACGUCUGCUAAUAUGCUUAUUUUCAUCCUUCCUUCGUCUCUUUAUUUAAAAAUCACAAGCCAAGAUGGAGAUAAAGGAGCUCAACAAAUUUGGGUCUGGUGAAGUUCAAGGGCAUCUUGAAGGUGGUGCACUUGGAGACAGUGAGGGAAGCAGGGGUGAAGUGGCUGCUACAUGAGUACCUUCUGGAGCACCAUUAUGUUUGGCUUCGGAGAAGGCUUCUCAGCCGCCCUCCCAGAUAGUGUAAGCACUCCAGUCCACAUGUUACCUGAGUCAACAGACCCGGAUGAGAGGCAUAGGCAUGGGGGAUCAUCGCUGUGCAUUUAGGAGAAGCAGCGUUGGUGCUGGUAGAGCAUCUGCUUCCCCAACAGGAUUAUCCCUAAAGCCAUAAAUCCUCAGUCCUUCUAGAUCUGACCAGUGGGGACUUCAUGAGGACAGAGAGGAAGAGCAGUCACUCUGACACAGCAGUAACGUAAACUAAGAUUAAGUUUGACAGUGAUGGAGACCUAUUGCCCGUGAAUUCUCUGGGCCUCUCCAACCCUGCUCCCGUUUCAAAACUGCUAGGAGGAUCUACCAAAUAGCAUUAGACAAGGGAUCCAGUCCAUGUGGGGACCCAGUGGAAGUUACACCAGACCGGUGAUGGUGAGCCUGUGUGCAACCCUCCCCUUCCCUCACCUCUGUCUCCCCAUCCAGACUCUAGUCCAGCCCCCCUGGCUCUCAUGUUGCUUCAUCCUUCUCCCUGAAUUUCAGCUCUCAUUGGAAACUCUCAAGGCCAAGUUUAUAAUCUCGAGUUCUCCAGAUUCUAGAGUUAGGAACCUGCCCCCUGUGGCCUUCAUCAACCCUUGAAAUAACUUCGUUUUGGACACCCAUUUCCUCUGUUCACUCGAUCAAAUCUACUUUUCUUUUUGAUAUCCUUUCAACACCUUUUCAAACAGAAAUGUUUGCCCGCCAGCGAUAACCUAGGUUGGUUGGUAAAGAGUAAUGAAAUGACCUGUAUGUUUUCUAAGCCCAUUCUUUCUUUCGGUUGUCGUCUUAGUCUGAAAGAAGCUGUGAGGAUACCGUCAGCUGUAGAACAGAUUCACUCUGAGGUGACUCCGAAGUCAAAGGACAGAAUGCAGAGGAUGGUUCUGAUAGCUGGUUUUUCUUAGUUUCCCAUCCCUGGGAAUCAGAUGCACACAGUUUUAGAAAGAUUCUCACAGUUCGGCAAUAGUUGUAACAAACUCCAAAUACAGAGGGACUCAAAAAGAGCGGGAAAAGCAUAUCUGUUUUUUCCCUGGUAUGUGUGGGCAAUGUUUGCUUCCCUGAAAAUAACCGUUGCCUUUCUGUCACUCCAGGCUGCCCUUUUCUUGGGUCUGGGGGUGGUGUUUUCCCUGGUCAGCAUUCCCUUGGUUAUCUACGACUGGGCCUGCUCGUCAGGUGGUGAUGAGGGCCACUGAGACCAGAUGGAGAAGG
Messenger RNA from Delphinapterus leucas (beluga whale), 3712 nucleotides. RefSeq names its product solute carrier family 38 member 1 (gene SLC38A1). Gene Ontology annotation, cellular component: plasma membrane. The record is from RefSeq and is a predicted model, not a curated record. Lineage: Eukaryota; Metazoa; Chordata; Mammalia; Artiodactyla; Monodontidae. Gene Ontology annotation, biological process: amino acid transmembrane transport; L-glutamine transport. Gene Ontology annotation, molecular function: L-glutamine transmembrane transporter activity.